Molecule: messenger RNA, 1658 nt
Organism: Oncorhynchus masou masou (cherry salmon)
Lineage: Eukaryota; Metazoa; Chordata; Actinopteri; Salmoniformes; Salmonidae
Product: basic salivary proline-rich protein 1-like
Exons: 15
Coding region: 179-1105 (308 amino acids)
Source: RefSeq, a predicted model, not a curated record
GUUGGGGACUGAUGGUGCAGGCAAGUAUGGAAAUGGUGGAAUCGCCAACGCACCUGGACCUGAUGUUGGCAAGUCAGUUGGUAAAUACGGAAAUGGUGGUCUACCCUAUGGAUCUCAGACUCUUGGAUUGGGUGCCGAAUCCAAAUCCUCUGGAAAAUACGGAGGGCUAGGCACUGGAAUGGGAGGGGAUCCUGCACCUGGAAAAUAUGGAUAUGGUGCACCCUAUGAUGGGCAACGUCUUGGCCUAGGGGGUGAUCCUGGGAAAUCAGCUGGCAAGUAUGGCUAUGGAGAGGUGCCAUACGAGCCUCAGCCUCUUGGACUUGGCCCCGAUUCUGGUAAAUCGAAUGGAAAAUAUGGACAGGGUGGGUUGCCAUACGAGCCUCACCCUCUUGGGCUCGGUCCAGAUGCUGGAAAAUCUGCAGGCAAAUAUGGGGGCGGUGCACCAGAAUCCUAUGCACCAGAACCUCUUGGCCUUGGUGGUGAAGGACAGAAAUCUGCUGGGAAAUAUGGUAACCUUGGACCAUAUGAGCCACAGACCCUUGGAUCAGUCACUGAUGGCAAAUCCACCGGACAAUACGAAAAUCCUAUGCCUUAUGAGCCUUUGCCCCUCGAAUCAGACGCUGUCGGAAUGUCAUACGGUAACGAGAGAAUAGGAGAAAUAGCACCAGCACAACCUACUAGACUUGAAGAAGAGGGAAAAUCUACUGACAAAUAUGGCAAUGGGGGUUAUAUAAAUGGACAAGUUCAGCCAGAAGUUGUCUCCUUCCCCCCAGCUCCCACUCCUUGGCCCUCCAUCUCCUAUCCCCCCAUCCCCUCAUUUGUGCCCGUAGUGUCCUUCUUCCCCCCCGAGGCCCCUGCCGCAGCUGUUUCAGAGGCCCCACCCAAGCCUGUGGGCACUGCCAGCCUCUCCCUUGCAUCUGCGCCCAGCACCCAAAUGAAAGCCCCGCCACACGGGCCUGACACUGCGUUGCUUCAGCCACCGCACCAGAUACACAUUCAGCAGCACCUCAAGCUGCACAUUCACCCGCAGGGCAAAUCAUGGCGAGGAGGUGCAAAGGAGAAGAAAUAUGAAUUAACAGGAUUCUUUGGGAAUAGUGGAUACUAAGGUUGACCAGGGUGACAGUGGCCAUUUACAGCAUUUAACUUCACUAGAUUUUUUUACAUUGCUGUUGUUGUUGUAUAUUUGUUUUAAUUCCCUUUUUAAUUGAUCUCUAGUUUUUGUAUAAUUAUUCAUAUCUCCCUGUCCAUGCCAAAUCAGUCCUGCCUGACAUAUUUUUUAUAGUUUUCAUGCCAUGUCUGUAAUAUCACUAGAACUAAGAAAACACACAUUUAAGUCUUGUUAGGGCAUACCUUCUUUGUAGUUUAUAUUUUCUACAAAUGUAUCUUGAUUAUGUGUCUAUCUUAUUUCAUUUCGUAACCACCUGUCUUACUCCACUUACUGGAUAAGGUGAAUCAUGUUUUGAGAGUUUGUGUGCUACAAAUAUGUAAUGUGUUGAUUGAAUCAGUCCAGUUUUUGUCUGCAUAGUUUUAUAAACUCAAACUCAAACAAAUAAAUGUAUUUUGUAUGGGAUUUUUUUUUUUUUUUUUUUACUACCUGUGGCAAACACCUGUACAUUUUUGGACAGUUUUGAUGGAAUAAAAACAGACUGGAAAUACCA